Messenger RNA from Brassica napus (rape), 972 nucleotides. RefSeq names its product U-box domain-containing protein 35-like. Bases 1 to 972 code for a protein of 323 amino acids. NCBI's taxonomy places the organism in Eukaryota, Viridiplantae, Streptophyta, Magnoliopsida, Brassicales, Brassicaceae. The record is from RefSeq and is a predicted model, not a curated record. The transcript is spliced from 6 exons.
AUGAUGAAAAGCGGCGAGAAAAGAGAAGAAAUCAUUACAUUGGCCAUCGACAGAGACAAAGAGAGUCAGAACGCAUUGAAAUGGACGGUAGACAACCUUGUUAGCAAAGGCCAGACUCUUACUCUUCUUCACGUCAAACUCAAACAGUUCCCUUCUCUUCCCUAUUCAGGGUCUUACCCAAAUAGGUCAGGCGAUGACGGGACAGAAUUGUUUCUUCCAUUCCGCUGCUAUUGUGCUAGAAAAGACGUCCUCUGCCAAGACGUGAUUGUGGAGGACAUAAGUGCGGCUAAAGGAAUACUUGAUUAUGUUCAAAAGAAUGCAAUCGAGACUCUAGUACUCGGUGCAUCCAAAAUGAAUCUUUUAAGGUUCAAAGCAGCGGAUGUUUCAAACACCGUCAUGAAAAGGGCACCGAGUUUCUGUACAGUUUAUUCAAUCUCUAAAGGAAAAAUCUCCUCCAUGAAGUCUGCAACAUCUUCACUUCCCAACUCCACUAUGCGGAGCAAUAUGAAUGUUGAAAGGAGGCAACAUACAAUGCAUAGAAUACAUGACGAGAUCCAGAUAGAGAUUAAGUCUCCCUUUAUGAGAAGAGGAUACGAAGGCAGAUACCAGCCCUCAAUGACAGACUCCGACAUAUCAUUUGUGAGUAGUGGAAGACCAAGCGUGGAUCUUAUGUUCCCUUCCUUUGAUGACCAUAUUGAGGUUCCCCGCCUCUCAGUCAACUCUGAUUAUGAAGAAAAUCGUAUUAGUUUUGCGACCUCAUCCUCUUCGGAUAAGCAGUCCAUCGAUCUUGGCUCUUCAUAUACAGCCUUCUCUUCAAGCUCCGGGAGACCUUCAUGUUCCCUAUCUACCCAAGAUGAGAUUGAAGCCGAGAUGAGAAAGCUGAAAAUGGAGCUAAAGCAUACAAUGGACAUGUAUAACAGUGCAUGCAAGGAAGCAAUCUCUGCUAAGAAGGCGGUAUGUUUGUAUGUUUAA